AUGGAAGGCACAGCAUACCACGAUCUGGCGGGGCUUCUUCGCCAAGCAGCACUGCAAGAAGCCGCGUCGCGUGCCAAAACUCGUUCUCCACUCAACGCCAAUACAUCCGAAGCAGCAGCAGAAGCAUCUUCAUCAUCACAAAAGGUGACAGCGGAAGCAGAGGUCGAGGCAGAAGAGCUGUUUGCGGUGUACGAGGACGAAAAGGCGAAAAAUGAUGCUCUGGCCAGAACGAUCGACGAUAGGCUCCAAGCGUUAGCCAGCAUCAAGAAGAGUCAAGCUGAUGAGGUAGGAACGGAUGACAGGAAGCGAUUGGAACUCGAAUGGCAGCAGCUUGAGUUUGCGAUUCGUGCGCUGGAACAAGAGAAACAGCAUUUGCCAGCACUCGAUUCAGCUACAGUACUCGAUAUCCGUACACGAGCCGAGCUGUACGACCUCAACCUUCAAUACACCUCCGCUCUCGCGAUGCUUCGCGCUGAUCUGUCUUCGGAACGUGAUGCGCUAGCGCGCGAAACCCAAUUGCGAUCCGACCUCGACGUGGUCUCGGCUGGCCUGUCCAAACGUUUUGUGAAAUUACAGCGAAAGAGUCAGCAAGAUCUGACGAGCGAAUCAGCUAUUCGGGAGCUCAAUCGGAAAUUUAAACGCGAGGAACAGCGAUUCAAAGAGUUGCUCGCCCAACUCAUCGAUAUGGGCACCUCGCUCUUCGGUCCCGACAGUCGAAAGGUUGUGACACUUCGACACUAUCUCGACGAGUUUAUGAAUCAGGCAUGGGACAAACCGCUGGAUCCCUGGGUCAGCUCCACCAAGUUGGCCAUGAGGAGGACGGGGGGUGAAGUGGAUGAUGCGAUGAUCGAGUUUUUCAUUCGGGCCAACAUCAUUGUACCACAUCCCAAGGAUAGUCGGAGAUGGAGGCUCGUGGGCUUUCACAAAUCGACAAGGGGGUGA
Messenger RNA from Mycosarcoma maydis (corn smut), 942 nucleotides. RefSeq lists its product as uncharacterized. Gene Ontology annotation, cellular component: nucleus. The transcript has 3 exons. Bases 1 to 942 code for a protein of 313 amino acids. Lineage: Eukaryota; Fungi; Basidiomycota; Ustilaginomycetes; Ustilaginales. Gene Ontology annotation, biological process: kinetochore assembly; mitotic sister chromatid segregation. The record is from RefSeq and is a predicted model, not a curated record.